GGGUGAUGAAUCUAUUUGGAAUACAAUAUUCUCGGACCUUUCAAAGUUCGAUCGAAAACGAAACUGCAAAGGAAAAAAUGAAUAAAACUCUUGAAAACUAAGAUAUGCAAAAUAAUUGUUGAAAUGGGCGACCAAGAAGAAAUUUCAACUGAUGGUAUUGACCCCGAAGCUCUAGAAAAUGCUCGUGUGUUACAGUCAGUGGCACAGGAGAUAAAAGAUAAUGAAGAACAUGCUAAAAUAUUAAAGUCAAUAGUUGAGACAAUAGCUCACGAAUCACUAAGCGAAGACAAGGAUUACCUUGUUUUGACAGGCCAGACGAGAGAGUUUGUUAAGACUCUUGGGUUUACGGAACCGUUUUCAGUUAGCAGAACCAAAGCGAUUAUUAACGUCCUGCUUUUUAUGUGGAAUCAUACAAAUGUUACCAGGUAUGUUAUGAAGAGUGUUUACAAUGAAGAUGUCGGUAAAUCAACAGUAGAUGAAAUGAUAGAACAGUUUCCGAGUGAUCUUAAACAACUGGAUGCCCAGUCUGCUGAAAUAUUUGCAAAAGCUCUCAAAGAUGGCUUUGAAGUAGUAAAAAAUAUUCGCCUUAUGGUCGUAGGAAUGUUUGGUGUGGGAAAAACGUCUUUGGUUAACAACCUUAUCAAAGACUUAAGGGAUAAAAAACUAACGCCUGUGAGCACAGAAGGUAUUGAUCUGCGCAGGUGUCAGCUUAUGGACGAUGGUGAUUGGUGCUUAGAUGAAGAACAUAAGUUGUUUAAAUAUAAGAUUAGGUAUAGAGAGGCUUUUAAGGAAGUCAGUCAAAUCCAGAUGCCUACCAAUAUAACGGUACCCCCCUUACCACCGCCUAUCACAGAAAUGCCAAAUGAAGCAGAACCUGACGCCGAUGCUGAAACACAAUUAGAUCCCUUGGAAGAAAUACAAAAACAUGUCUCAGAACGUAAAGACGAAGAGGGGAUACGAGAAUUUUUUCCACUUGUUCUGGAGACAAAGGAAACUCCCGACAACAUACCUGUUCGUGUUGCAACGAAAACAGACAUUACUGUAUCUGUUUGGGAUUUCGCUGGUCAGACACUGUACUAUUCAACCCAUCAGUUCUUUUUGAAUAAAAGGUGUAUAUAUCUUGUGUUAAUGGAUAUGACGAAGAGUUUGCAUGAAUAUGUCAAAGAAGAUGACAAAAGUGGAACCUGGUGUGGUUUAAUGCAAGAUUGUACUUACUUGGAGGUCUUCAAGUUUUGGCUGAAUGCGAUUCACAUGUACAGCGGCUAUAAGUCAAUGGCAGGUACAAUUUCUCCAACCGUUAUUUUGGUUGGUACUCGUAAGGAUGAAAUGGCUGGGAACGACGAGGAAAAAGAGAUCCAGAAAGAUAAUUAUUUUGAUGAAGCAUUAAAACCCUUUAAAGGCUCGUCGAUCUUGCAGCAUAUUUAUUACAAGAAAUUCCUGGUAAAUAACUUAUCUCAAGAGGAUCCUAUUUUUCAGGAGAUACGAAGAGAAAUCAAACUUUUGGCAGAAAAGCAAGACUAUUGGGGUGAGAAAUUUCCAGUUAAAUUUAUCCAGAUGGAACAGUCUCUUGACAAAUUGAGAGACAAAGGAAAACAACUACUACAGAUGGCAGAGAUAAAUAUUUCAAAUAGUUUGUUAUUACACCCACUCACUGAAAAAGAACUAGCUUUGUGUUUGGACAUUCAACAUCGACAUGGAAAUAUCCUGUAUUUCGACACAAAAGAACUAAACGAUUUGGUUGUGCUUGCCCCGCAAUGGAUUAUUGAGGUUUUCAAGUGCUUUAUUAGGCACAAGCGAGAUACAAUCCCUCUACAUUUAGAACAUUGGAGUACAUAUGAGGAACUUGCUAUACUUAAACCAGAGGUAUUCAAUGAAAUAAUGGACCGGAGUUCUGACGACAUUAAGAACAAUAGAGAACAUGUGAUGCAUUACAUGGAGCAUCUGGAUGUUAUGGCAAAGCCCUUAAAAUUUGAAGAAGACCUUGAGCCGACUGAUCUGCACCAGCCUCAACAAGAUACAGUUGAUUUAGCCGUAAAUGUGAAUCCCAAUUUUGUAGAUUUCCAUAUCGUGCCAUGUCGACUGAGGAAACCACCACCUCCAGUUGAACAAUUUACUUCGCCGGAACACUGCAAGAAAACACCAGUUUUGUGCUUUGUAUUUGUUCAAAACUUCAUGCCACCGUCGUUUUUCCACAGACUUGUUGCCGUGUGUAUACGCACUUGGCCUAUAUGCAAAGCUGGUAGGAAAAACCUGUUGUAUAAUGGACUUGCAGCGUUCGAACUUGAAUCAACCUACGUUUUGACAAUCUGGUACAGAGAUCAUAUUAUUUAUGCAAGAAUUACUUCCUGUACGAGCGACCUGAUAUCUGACCUUAAUUUCGAGAAGUGUCACGAAGUUCGACUUAUACUGCGACAAAGUUUGCUUAAAUUUGCAGGACAGUCAUUGGAAGAUCCAUGGACUUCAACAGCAUUCGAAGAACACAUACAAUGCCCUAAAAUGAAGGAGUCUUUGCAUAAUGAGGGCAUGUUCAGGGUGACCUCCUUUAUGUAUUGUUCCGAAUUCGCAUGUACUGCAUGUCCUGAGCGUCAUGCUAUCGUAAGGGAAGAGGCAUUGAAAGACUGGUACAAAGUCAAAUUAGAUCUUUUCGCUACAAAUGACGCAAAUUGCGAUGUCCUAAAUACACCAGCUGAAGAAAGCGACCUGUUGAAAGCAUCCGAAGUAAUUGGAAAUGGCUUCUGGUUGCUAGGCAUUCAACUUGGUUUAACAGAAGCGCAAAUGAGCAAGCUUUAUAAAGAAUGGGGCAAUAAUCGUCGCACUUUCGUUUUUAAGUACCUGGUAACAUGGAGGAAUAGCAUGGGAGAGAAAGCAACGUUGCAAAGUCUUAAGAAAGCUAUGCGCGCUGCAUGUGUUAAUCUCCCAAAUGAUAAAAAAACAGAGAAAGCUUUAUAAAGGAGGUAUUUUAGGACAUGUUACGUAUCUGAUUUGAAAGUAAAUUAUUUUGCAAAAAAUUUAUAAGGAUACGUCAAUAAUUUCUACAGCAUACUAUCUUGAUUAGUUGAACAAUGGUACGGAUGAAGUUGGUCGAUUGAAUAAUUUUUUCUAUAAUAUGAUUAUUGUUAACUUUAAAUUUUAAUGAACGGUUGUGUAUGAGUCUUAUAAUUAUUAUAAAGUCGUCAGCAUGUAAAUGUUAUUAAAACAUAUUGAAUGGAAAAUAAUGUAUGUGCUUGUUGUUAGAAGAGGAUUACAUUUUGCAUUUACCUGAUGGAAGUAGUAGUUAACGGCUUUUUCCAAAGUUUAUUGAUUAUCCAUUUAUCACUUAAAUUAAAAAUUUUACAAUUAAGCAGACGCGCACUAAAAAAGACAUCAUACAAAACCCUAAAAGAAUGUGGGUUUGUUCAUUUUCCUUUGUUUGGUAAUACAUGUAUUAAAAAUAACAGUUUCUAUAAAAUGUCUAGUUUAAACCCAUUUGUGUUAUGGUUAAAAUUUAUUUAAAUGAUCUCGCAAUUGAAAUGAAGUUGUUUAAUGAAGCUUAAUGCUAUUAUAAAAUAAAGGGUAAUUCUUGACCGUGGUAUUAUCUUGUAUAACCUGUGCACUUCCGAUAUUCAUAAUACAGGUGUAUGCGCGAAAUACUGCUGGCAAUGCCUUUAUUAUGAACAGGAAUAUACAUAUUUGUUUAAAUAAAAACGAGGCAUCCAAGUUUUAUGUGUAUGAUAACGUAUUUUUAGCUCACCUGAGCACAAUUUGCCCAUGGUGAGCUUUUGUGAUCUCCUUUUGUCCGUUGUCCGUCAACAAUUGCCUUGUUAACACACUAGAAGCCACAUUUAUUGUCCGAUCUUCAUGAAACUUGGUCAAAAGAUUUGUCCCAAUGAUAUAUUGGAUGAGUUUGAAAAUGGUUCCGGUUGGUUAAAAAACAUGGCUGCCAGGGGGCGGGGCAUUGUUCCUUAUAUGGCUUAAAUAAAACCUUGUUAUCACAUUUAUUGUCUGAUCAUUAUGAAACUUGGUCAGAACAUUAAUCCCAAUUAUUUAUUGUAUGCUUUUGAAAAUGGAUGCAGUUGGUUGAAAAACAUGACCACCAGGGUGCGUGGCAUUUUUCCUAAUAUGGCUAAAGUAAAAAAAAAUACCACUCUAAAAGUCAUAUUUAUUGUCCAAUCGUCAUGAAACUUGGUCAGAAGAUUUGACCGAUGAUAUAUUCAUAAGAUAUCAAGUAACAUUUCAAAUAAAAACAUUGUUGAUGUUAUUUUUAUUUCUGAAGAAGAUUAUGAUGAUCAUGAUUAUGAAGCUUGGUUGGUGAUUAACAGCAACAAACAUGUUUUAUGCUAUCUGAAUAUUCUUUUUUAAAUAUUUUCGAAGUUUAAUGUAUUAAUAUUUAUUUGGCAGAAAAUUACUUAAGGAAGAAAAAACUUUUCAUAGCUUGAAUUGCUUGAAUUCCAAUCAUAAAUGCACACUUAAAUACUCCAACUGACCCUUACCAGCUGCCUGCAUAGCAGCACAAAUCAAUAUAAAUCUCUGAGUGAAUCGGGUUGUUCUGUUUUUAGAUCAGCAACUUGAGACCUUUUUGUGCUAUUUUUUAUGUCUGGCACCAUAGAUAAGAGAAGAUAUAAUUUUUGAGGAACACAGUUUUGUGAUGAUGUCUGAUUUUUUUUGUGAUUAUCAAGGAUUUGUGUUUUAUAAUGGAUUUAUUGUUUUUUUAAUUGGAAGUAUAAUUUCAAGGUGAGUCUAAAAAUAGUUCAUGUUUGUUUAAAAACGAGGCUCUCAGGGGUGUGGCAGGUUUUUUUUUAUAUUUCUACAGUUGUUUAUAGUGAAACAUUGUGAAUACUGUUAGUCACAGUUUUAGUUCAAUCUGAAUGACACUUGCUGAGUACAAAUUAUGUCUGGCACCAUAGAUAAGAGAAGAUAUCAUUUUUGAGGCACACAGUUUUGUGAUGAUGUCUGAUUUUUUUGUGAUUAUCAAGGAUUUGUGUUUUAUAACAGAUUUAUUGUUUUUUUUUAUUGGAAAUAUAAUUUCAAGGUGAGUCUGAAAAUAGUGCAUGUUUGUUUAAAAACAAGGCUCUCAGGGGUGUGGCAGUUUUUUUGUAUUUCUACAGUUGUUUAUAGUGAAACAUUGUGAAUACUGUUAGUCACAGUUUUAGUUCAAUCUAAAUGACACUUGCUGAGUACAAAUGUUAUCAUAUCUUGAUGUAUUUACUCAAUUAGUUUUAAUAAAAUCUUCAAACAUGGUGACAAUCUUUAUGAGCAUAAUAUUUUUAGCUCAUGGUGAACUUUUGUGAUCACCUUUUGUACAUUGUCUGUCUUCUGUUGUGCGUCAUGACUAUUUGCCUUGUUUACACUGAAGAGGCCACAUUUUAUGUCUGAUGUUCAUGAAACUUUUGUCAGAAGAUUUGUCCCAAUACUAUCUUGGACGAGUUCAAAAAUGGUUUUGGUUGAAUGAAAAACAUGGCCACCAGAGGGCGGGGCAUUUUCCAUAUAUCUAUAGUAAAAUCUUGUUAACACUACAAGUCACAUUUAUUGUCAAAUCUUCAUGAAACUUGGUCAGAAGAUUUGUUUUAAUGAUAUCUUGGAUGAGUUCAAAAAUGGUUCCGGUCGGUUGAAAAACAUGGCCACCAUUGCUAGUUCAUUCUUCAUGAAACUUGGUUAGAACAAGUAUUCUAAUGAUACCUUUUGCAGAACAGAUCACUUUUAUUGUAUCUCAGGUGAGCGACUUUGAAAAGGCCCUCUUGUUUUUUUACUUAUAUGGAUGUUCCAAGCAUGUUUAAAUGAUAUGUAGCGCUAAAAUAAUGUUGGUUUUCUUGAAUUUUACUGGAUUUCUUUCGUUGUUGCACGUCCAUGUUUGAUUUAUGAUUGCAUUAUCACCAAUAUAAGUAAUAUAUUUGUAGAUGCCAAAAUGAACAAUUUGUUUUUCUGUAAAUGUUUGUAGUGAAUGUGCAUAAGCAUGCAUAGUUGUACACAGAUAAUGCAAGUUUAUUUGAUGUGGUUUUAAAUAUAGUGUUUUUAUAAUUAAUGUUGAUACAAUUGACGUUUUAUACUUGUGUUUUAGCGGUAUGUAUUUUAUAUCCUUUAAGUAUCAUUUUGUCGCAAGUGUGCAUAAACUUUUGUGUCCUUGGAGUAAAUAGUAUAUAAUAUAAAUGCUAUCAAUAAAGAACUUUAAAGCGAAUAAGAUGUAUUCAUAUUCUAAUAUGAUCUUACAGAAUAUUGAUUAUUCUGCAAUGACACAGAAAAUAUAUUUUACAGUUUCAAGUUAUUUUUUUCAAGUGGUUUUUAAUCUGAAAAUUCGCAUGUCUAUUUUUCCUUUUGAAUGAUUGUCCAGUUAGAAUAAUAACUCCACGUUGAUACAUGUUUAUCCAUUAAGCAAGUGCUGUUUUUAAACAAAAACUCAGAUAUGGAAUGAAAUAGGUUUUACGGUGUUAUGGCUAUUAUUCAUGGGUAGGUGUUAACACGACAUAUACCGUUCUUGAUGUAUAUACACUUUUUGAAAUCCAUUGUAAAUGUGAACACUUGCUACAUUAUGUAAUGUUAACUGAAAAAAUGAAAACAAUAUAUGUAUACAUAUUAUUAGACCUUGUAUUGGAUUUGUUUUAUUACUAAGUUUGUUUAUAUAUUGUUUUAUGUUUCAUUCGGACAUGCACAUCUUUUGUAAGAUAAUGAAUGCAUUUUAAAGACUUCAUUAUUCAAUAGCAGAAUAAAUAAUUGUUUACCCUUUCACUUAUGUAGUUGUAUAACUGCACUUGUAUUGUGGUUAGUUCAUUCAUGUUGCGAUACUCAUUGGGGUUUAAAUACCAAUCAUUGAAUUACGUUUCCACUUCAUCAGACAGUACUUAUAUAGCUAUAGAACAAAUGUUUGCAAAAAAGUACAAAUACACUAACAAUUGUUGACAAGUCUGCUGUAAGUGCAUUUUAAAAAGAAAAUAUCAUACAAACGCUUUAGCAUUUUUACACCCCCGGUAGGGUGGCAUAUAGCAGUUGAACUGUCCAUCAGUCCGUCUGUCUGUCUGUCAGUCUGUCCGUCCGUCCAAAAACUUUAACAUUGUCCAUAACUUUUGCAAUAUUGAAGAUAGCAACUUGAUUUUUGACAUGCAUGCAUAUCUCAUGGAGAUGCACAUUUUGAGUGGUGAAAGGUCAAGGUCAUCUUUCAAGGUCAAAGGUAAAAAAAUCCAAGGGAAGUAAUAAGCUUUUAAGGGAGAUAAUUUCUAUUUUAUAUCAUUUGGCAGGUACAGAUCAUUUUCACAAGGGAAGCGACAUAUUGUUUUUGCCCUGUCUGUUGGUCUGUUGGUUGGUCUGUUGGUUGGUUUGUGCCAACUUUAACUUUUGCAAUAACUUUUGCAAUAUUGAAGAUAGCAACUUGAUAUUUGGCAUGCAUAUGUAUCUCAUGGAGCUGCACAUUUUGCGUGGUGAAAGGUCAAGGUCAUCCUUCAAGGUCAAAUAUAUGGGUCAAAAUUGCUCAUUUAAUGUACACUUUUGCAAUAUUUCAAUAUUCAAGAUAGCAACUUGAUAUUUGGCAUGCAUGAGUAUCUCAUGGAGCUGCACAUUUUGAGUGGUGAAAGGUCAAGGUCAUCCUUCAAGGUCAGAGGUCAAAUAUAUGUGGCCGAAAUCGCUCAUUUUAUGAGUACUUUUGCAAUAUUGAAGAUAGCAACUUGAUAUUUGGCAUGCAUGUGUAUCUCAUGGAGCUGCACAUUUUAGGUGGUGAAAGGUCAAGGUCAUCCUUCAAGGUCAAAUAUAUGGGUCAAAAUUGCUCAUGUAAUGUCACUUCUGCAAUAUUGAAGCUAGCAAUUUUAUAUAUGACAUGCAUGUGUAUCUCAUGGAGCUGCACAUUUUGAGUGGUGAAGGGUCAAGGUCAAGGUCAUCCUUCAAGGUCAAACGUCAUAUACGGGGACAUAGUGUUUCACAAACACAUCUUGUUUAAAGGAAUAUAAUCAACCAUUUUUUUUAUUUAAAGCGGCGCAGUAGGGGGCAUUGUGUUUCUGACAUACACAUCUCUUGUUUGAAAUGUUUGAAUUGUUUUGCAAGUUUAUAUAGAGUUAUUUUUAUGUUCAAUAGGCUUUCCGAGUGCAUGAAAUGAAAUGUAACCUGAGUUAAAAUUAAUAUAUAAUUGCGGCAUAGACUUUUGACAUCGAGGUAAAGUUGGCUUGUAUAUCACAUGAAUGGACUUGUUAUGUUAGUGUGCAUCCUAGAAUAAUUAUUUGCGUGAAAUUGGUUUAUCGAUAUGAUGUGUGGGGAAUGUUCAGGGUUUUCACUGGUCCGCCUUUCUGUCUGUCCGGAAUAAAAUUUGGAUCAUGCAAAUGCUAAAACAUAAUUCAGCUAGGAUGAUGAAACAUGUUAUGUGGAAACCUUGCAAUAUUUUGCAUAUGUCCAUUAUUUCAAUUUUUUGUCAGACAACAUGUUUGCCUGCUAAUGGUUACAGAUAUAUAAGUGAGCACUGAAAUCUGCAUCGUUGGUUAAACUCAGUUAAAGGAUAUAGGGUCAUUGUGGAAUAUGCACUUUAUGUAAGGUUUAUUUGUGUGUUUGUUUGUCCGCCAGUCUGUAUCCUGCGAUACCUAAACAAGUACUAAGGCUUUUUUUUUUUUAUUCAAUAUAAUACAUACAAUGUAUACAUGUAUAUGAUCAUACAACAUAGUGAUUGUACAAAGCAAUAAAGUUCAGACAUGUUAUACAAGAUAUGCUAAUAUAUAUAUUUUUUAAAGAGAAAAGAAAAGAACAACAGAAGAAUAGUUAUGAAAAAUGAUGAGUUGUAUUAAGUCAGAAGAAAGCAUACUGGACUUGUGUGUUUUUUUGUAUAUUCACAAUGAUCUUAUAAGAUUGAAAAAAAUAAAUAUAUACAUGUAUAUACAAAACUAUUUUAGAAAGAUAAACUAACAUUAGAGUGAAAUGUAUAUAAGUGGACAAACAUUAUGAGAAUUUAAUCCGAUUCCAUUUUUGUUCAAAGAUUUGUAAUGUGUCAUUACUGAGGGCUAUUUCUUUCUCAAUCUGGAUUUUUAGUUUAAGACUAUGGACAAAACAAUUAAAAUUUGGAACUUGUUUUUUGUACUUCAUGUUAAAGAUAAAAUAUUUCAUCAUUAUUAGAAUAAAAUUCACAAUAUUUUUACAGUCUAUUGAUUUCAAUGAGUAAAUUCCGAAACUUACAUUUAAGAAAGAUAGUUUAACGUUUAGUUGCUGUUGUUCAAGAAAAGAUACUAAUUGAUUCCCAAUAGGCUGGAUGUGUUUGCACUCCCAAAAAAGAUGUUCUAUAGUUUCGAUUUUUUCACUGCAGAAGUCACACAGAUUUGAGUUAGAUAAUUUGCAUUUAAAGAGAUAUUUAUUUGUAGCUAUAAUUCUAUGGAUGUAUAUGUAUUGAAAAUUUCUCAGUGUGCUUUCAAUAGUUGCUUUAUAUGGCAUGGUAAAUAUGUGUUUCCAAUUAAGUUCAUGUUCUCCGAAAAGGACUUGCCAUUUAUUAUGGGUUUUGGACUUUUCUGUAGGGUUUUUAAUUUGUAGUGUGUAAAAUAUUUUAUUCGUUUUGUUUUUUCUUCCAAGUAUGUUUUCUACGAAUUUUGUACAUGAGUACAUGAUGUAUUAUUUGUAUUGAUUUCAGAUUUAAUAUGUAUGGGUAUGCUUUUGAUUAGUGUGUAAUACUUCAGGAAAUUAUUUGAAGGUAUUCCGUAUAUGUAGCAUAUAUCAUCAAAAGAGUAAAAAUCCUUAAUUAUGUAGUCAUAUAAUUGGUUGACAUAUUUAAUGCUUCGUUCAAACCAAUCUUUAUAGAAAAACGUCUUAUUGUUUGAAGUUAUGUCUUUAUUGUUCCAUAAAAUAGUUUUACUGCUGGUUUUGGUUUCUAGGUUAUGAGUGACAUCACUCCAUGCUGAUAGAACAUCAGACAGAAAUAUGUUUUCGUUUGCAAUUUCAUGUAAGAUAGUAUUCCUGAUGUUACAUUCAAAGAGUAAGGAGUCACCAUAUUUUUUUAGGAUUUUCUGGUAGAAUAAUUUCCAUUUACUCGUAUUGGUAUUAUAUAGGUAUCUUUUAACCCAGCUGCAUUUGAUUGCAUUCAAGAAUGAGUCAAUGUUCGUUAAUUGGAUACCUCCAUUUUCUACGGAUUGAAUUAACUGAGUUCGUUUUAUUUUAUCAGGCUUACCGUCCCAUAUAAAAUUAAAUAUUGCUGAUUUUAUAUCGUUAAUAACAUCAUUUGGUGGAUUUGGGCGAACUGUUAAUACAUAAAUUAAUUUAGGAAGUGCAAACGUUUUUAAUACUGUGUUUUUUCCGAUUAGUGUAAGUUUACGGUGAUGCCAUGAUUUUAAGCAGUAAACAAGUACUAAGGCUACGUUUUUAAAACUUGGAAUGUGGUUAGAGGGCUAGAUUGGAAAUAUCAAUGUUAUUUUAUUCUUUUCGUCUUACAAAAUUGUGGUUGUUAUUAUUUCAGUCUAACUUAAAAACUAAAGUCUCGAUCCUGCUUUAUUACAAAACUAUUUAAGAUAAGUUGAAACUCGAUGUGUUGUUAGAAGGGGAAUAUGCACAUCAUUUAUUUCAUCAAAAUUAUGGUAACGUUGGUUACAUAAAUGAUAAAAUUCAGAGUUUAAGGUGAGACAAUACAUAGGUGAAAUUUAAAAAAAAAUGUACAUACAGCAAAACAACGAAGCGUUGCUUUGCUGUUAAACGCUACAUCUCAUUAUUAGUUGUACAAGUUAGCGUUAAAGAACAGCAUAAGUAUUUAAUUUCCUCCCCUGAGCUGUCGUUCAUGAUAAUGCUUAUUAAAAUAAAGUUGCAUACUAUAAUUUGGAUAAAGACGACAUCAUAAUAAACAGUGCUCUGUGAAUAAACUAUAUUUCCACAACAAUUAUUAUGCCCCCCUUCGAAAAAGAGGGGGUAUAUUGCUUUGCACAUGUCGGUCGGUCCGUCCACCAGGUAGUUUCCGGAUGAUUACUCAAGAACGCUUGGGCCUAGGAUCAUGAAACUUCAUAGGUACAUUGAGCAUGACUCGCAGAUGACCCCUAUUGAUUUUGAGGUCACUAGGUCAAAGGUCAAGGUCACGGUGACCCGAAAUAGUAAAAUGGUUUCCGGAUGAUAACUCAAGAACGCUUAGGCCUAGGAUCAUGAAACUUUAUAGAUAGACUGAUCAUGACUCACAGAUGACCCCUAUUGAUUUUCAGGUCACUAGGUCAAAGGUCAAGGUCACAGUGACCCGAAAUAGUAAAAUGGUUUCCGGAUGAUAACUCAAUAACGCUUAUGCCUAGGAUCAUGAAACUUCGAAGGUAGAUUAAUAAUGGCUGGCAGAUGACCCCUUUUGAUUUUCAGGUCACUAGGUCAAAGGUCAAGGUCACGAUGACCCGAAAUUGUAAAAUGGUUUCCGGAUGAUAACUCAAGAACGCUUAUGCCUAGGAUCAUGAAACUUCAUAGGUACAUUGAUCAUGACUCGCAGAUGACCCUUAUUGGUUUUUAUUGGUCACUAGGUCAAAGGUCAAGGUCACGGUGACCAGAAAUAGUAAAAUGGUUUGGGGAUGAUAACUCAAGAACGCUUAUGCCUAGGAUCAUGAAACUUGAUAGGUAGAUUGAUCAUGACUCGCAGUUGACCCCUAUUGAUUUUCAGGUCACUAUAUCAAAGGUCAAGGUCACAGUGACCUGCAAUAGUAAAAUGGUUUCCGGAUGAUAACUCAAGAACGCUAAUGGCUACGAUCAUGAAACUUCAUAAGUACAUUGAUCAUGUCUUGCAGAUGACCCCUAGUGAUUUUGAGGUCACUUGGUCAAAGGUCAAGGUCAUGGUGACCGGAAAUAGUUAAAUGGUUUCCGGAUGAUAACUCAAGAACGCUUAUGCCUAGGAUCAUGAAACUUCAUAGGUACUUUAAUCAUGACUUGCAGAUGACCCCUAUUGAUUUUGAGGUCACUAGGUCAAAGGUCAAGUUCACGGUGACCCGAAAUAGUAAAAUGGUUUCCGGAUGAUAACUGAAGAACGCUUAUUCCUACGAUCAUGAAACUUGAUAGGUAGAUUGAUCAUGACUCGCAGAUGACCCCUAUUGAUUUUCAGGUCACUAGGUCAAAGGUCAAGGUCACGGUGACCUGAAAUAGUAAAAUGGUGUCCGGAUGAUUACUCAAGAACGCUUAUGGCUAGGAUCAUGAAACUUCAUAGGUAUAUUGAUCAUGACUGGCAGAUGACCCUAUUGAUUUUCAGGUCACUAGGUCAAAGGUCAAGGUCACAGUGACAAAAAACAUAUUCACACAAUGGCUGUCACUACAACGGAGAGCCCAUAUGGGGGCAUGCAUGUUUUACAAACAGCCCUUGUUUUUAAUCUAGUCUACCAUCCUCUGUAUUCUUUUUCUUUUAUAAAAAAGUAACCCCUGUGAUUUGUACUUAUUAUGCUCAUAAAAGGUAGAGGGGAUGAAAUAAAUAAAUAAUAGUGUACUUUUGUAUAUCUGCCUCGAAACAUGGUCAAUCUGUUUCACUUUUUUGAACAUACAGAUUAAGCCAAAGCAAUGAUAUUUUAAAGAGAAUGGUUGUACGGAGAACACUUUCCGUUCAGUAUCUAAUGGGAACAUGGGUCUUUGAAUAACGUUGUAUUGUUUUACGAUCAGCGGAGUCACGUGGGCUAUCCGUCUCUAGUAUAUUUGUGGAUGGUGUUGUUGUUUUGUGUGUUACCUUAGACGUGUAUACUUUUUUUGCAAUUAUACAAUCAAAAUAAUAUAUCUUAAGACAAACAUGUAUGUUGUGAUAUAAAUGAUUUUGGAGUGAAUUAAUGAAUACAUAGGACAUCGGGAAACCAGUACACUAGCUCUAUUGUCUAUAGUAGCGAAAUUUGUAGACCUUUGUUUCAGUUUAACGCAGGUGAUGUUAAGUAAAAAAUCAAUAUUUAAAUUGUUAUAUUACGUUCUAGAUGUAGAGUAGUAUGAAUAUCUAAUCCCAUGUUAAACACUGGUUGAAUGAGACAAUAAAAUAUAUGUGUUUUUCACUUAUAAUAA
Dreissena polymorpha is the source of this 12906-nucleotide messenger RNA. RefSeq lists its product as uncharacterized. Gene Ontology annotation, biological process: signal transduction. Gene Ontology annotation, molecular function: protein binding. The record is from RefSeq and is a predicted model, not a curated record. The coding region runs from base 124 to 2949 and encodes 941 amino acids. Lineage: Eukaryota; Metazoa; Mollusca; Bivalvia; Myida; Dreissenidae. The transcript has 2 exons.